Molecule: messenger RNA, 588 nt
Organism: Emiliania huxleyi CCMP1516
Lineage: Eukaryota; Haptophyta; Isochrysidales; Noelaerhabdaceae
Gene: DNAL1
Product: flagellar dynein light chain 1
Exons: 3
Coding region: 1-588 (195 amino acids)
Cellular component (GO): cytoplasm
Molecular function (GO): protein kinase binding
Source: RefSeq, a predicted model, not a curated record
AUGACGUCGUGCAAGGAUGCCAUCAAGGCGUGGGAGACUGCGCAAAGCGUCGUUGCCGCUGAGGCGGAGGACGUCCGCCUCUGUCCGAUCGCGCUGCAGCUGCCGCUCAUCACAAAGAUGGACGGAGCGCUUGGCACGCUCAAAUCGUGCAAGCACCUGAGGCUCUCGACGAACGCGAUCGACAAGAUCGCGAAUCUGAACGGGCUCGACAACCUCGAGAUCCUCUCACUCGGCCGCAACUCGCUCAAGUCGAUCAACGGUCUCGACCCUCUUCUCACCAUUCCCUGCCGCCCUCUACAGCUAUGGAUCUCGUACAACCAGAUCGGGUCCCUCGCGGGGGUGGAGAAGCUGUCGCACCUCGAGGUGCUCUUCAUGUCCAACAACAAGAUCAGCUCCUGGGCCGAGGUGGAGCGCCUCGCCGCCUGCUCGAACAUGCGCGACCUGCUGCUCAAGGGCAACCCGCUCUGCGACGCUUGCGCUGAGGCGGGCGACUGGCGCAUCCAGGUCGUGAAGCGACUGCCUGGACUCAAGACGCUCGACGGGGUCAUCAUUGACGACGAGGAGAGGGAACGUGCAAAGGAGCUAUGA